AUGAAGUACACGACAUACAUCUUGGCCGCGUUACUAUUAGUAACGCUGUGGUCGACAGAUGUGGACAGCAGACGAGUGAACGUGAAACCUGCGGCUUCUGAUGACGUUCAACAAGACGACGCGCAGGCUGCUGCCGACGAUGAACAGCAACAGCAACAAUUCAAGCCGGUGUUGAUCGCGCGCAGGCCGUUGCAACACAGACCGCAGGUGGACAUCGAAGCCGAACGGCAACCGGUGGUUGUGGUCCGACAAACGCCCAGGGUGUUGCAGCAGCGUGCCCGCGAACAGCAGCAAGAAGCUGCCGCCGACGAAGAAGACGAACAGCCGCAGGUGAUCAUCAGACAACAGCACCAGCCGACGAAAGCGGGUCCGAGGUCCCAGUCGCCACAUAAUCAGCAACUCAUCCAGCAACGGCUCAAGCAACAGGAACAGCCACAGCAGCAGAAAGAGCCGACCGCGCAGACCAUCCGGAACUUCAACAAGCUGAACGACGACGGUUCGUUCACGUUCGGUUACGAGGCGGACGAUGGUAGCUUCAAAGAGGAGACCAGGGGCACGGACUGCGUGGUCAGGGGCAAGUACGGUUACGUAGACCCGGACGGUAACAAACGGGAAUUCACGUACGUGCAGGGUAACCCGUGCGACCCGAACGCGGUCAAUUCCGAGGAAGACGACGACCAACCGGGCAAACCGAGUGAAAAGGAGAACAUUCCGGCCAACAUUCCCGUGAACGCUGGCAGGCCCAAGCCCAAGAAGAACCGUCCGACCACCACCUUGUUCCAACAGACGUUCGGCGAUUUCGAACCACAGCCACAGUCGCAGCCAUCAACGACGCCUCGCCAGCCCGGCAGACAGCAGAUGCAGCAGCCGUCGUUCCAGGAAAGUCCCAGGAGACCACCCCCGCAGAUAUUGUCAUCGACCACCGCUGCUCCACCACAACAAUUCAUAUCGGGUGCUGGAAACUUAGAUUCGGCCAUCCGUAACUUGCCGCAACCAUCAUCGCCGUCGGGCAAGGUGCAGCUCCAGUCGCCCACCGGGCCAAACUCAGCGCUGUACACCACCGAACUGGUUUUCGACCCAGCCACCGGCCAGUACAACACGGUCAUAUUCCAACAGGUGCCCAAACAGCAGGCCGGCAUCAACAUCAACCAACGUCUGCCCCUGCAGGGAGCAACGGCACCGGCUAGACAACAGCAGCCCCUGCCCCAGCAACAGCAGUUCCGUCCCCAGGCCCAGCCGCAAUUCCAACAACCACAGUUCCAACAACCACAACCGCAAUUCCGGCCGGCGGUCCAACCGUUCCAGCCGCAGUUCCAGCAGCAGAGACCUGCCGAGUUCGACUUCCAGAGGCCAGCCGCCGCAUUCCCGGGAGCCCCAGGCCCUCAACAGCAAUUGGUGCAGCAACAACAGGCCAUGGCGUUCCAACAGUCCCAAAACCUGUUCAGACAACAGCAACAGAAACAGCAACAGCAGCAGCAAUCGUUCCAACCGCAGUCGUCGCCGCAGUUCUUCCCGCCACCAUCGCAGCGUUUCGAACCGGCGUCGCAGUUCGCCGCCAAGCAGCCGCAGCGGUUCGAACAGCAACCGGAAGCGCAUCAGCAGCAGUUCGUGCUCGUCCAGCCCGGCAGGACGCCCGGACAACAGAGCUUGGCCGCCGGCCAGAUCGACGCGUUUCUAAGAGGCCACAACGUGCAGUUCUAG
Molecule: messenger RNA, 1701 nt
Organism: Macrosiphum euphorbiae (potato aphid)
Lineage: Eukaryota; Metazoa; Arthropoda; Insecta; Hemiptera; Aphididae
Source: the annotation of a GenBank genome assembly